Molecule: messenger RNA, 1721 nt
Organism: Triticum urartu
Lineage: Eukaryota; Viridiplantae; Streptophyta; Magnoliopsida; Poales; Poaceae
Source: RefSeq, a predicted model, not a curated record
UCCAUUUGUUGCUGGAUGAGUCCCACUCCUUCCUUAUUCCUGACAGUAACAUGCUUUGCCGAAGCAGGUGGGCAGUAUGUUUCAGAAAUGGCACGGGCGGUGGAAUUGCUGGGAUUGCGUGCAUGCUUGACAAAGUCAACAAUGGACUGUGGUGAUGGGUUACCUCCAAACUGGAGUUCUUGUUCUACCGACGACUGCAUUCAGUCACAGAAGGAUCUAUAUGAAAAGCAUCAUAACACAGCUGAUGGGCGAAUCAGGAUAUGGUUUGGGUUGAGACAGAUCAUGAAUGCGACAGAUCGGUUACUGCUUGAAACAAGGGAUGCUGCACAGGAACUGAAUACUGGAAUCCAUAUGCAUAUUGCGGAAAUACCAUAUGAAAAUCAGCUUGUAAUGCGGAUGAAGAAAAUUGAUCAUGGGACAGUUACAUAUUUAGAGAAAAUUGAUUUUCUGAGGAGUAAUUUGCUGGCUGCCCAUUCUGUUUGGUUGAAUGAGUCUGAGAUAAGUCAUUUUUCAAACGCUGGUGUCAAGGUUUCUCAUUGCCCAGCAUCUGCCAUGAGAAUGUUGGGGUUUGCUCCUAUUAGGGAAAUGCUGGAUUCUGGUGUUUGUGUCUCUCUCGGUACCGAUGGAGCACCAAGCAAUAACAGAAUGAGCAUUGUUGAUGAGAUGUACCUAGCCUCCCUUAUUAACAAAGGGCGUGAGGCCUAUAUCAGUGGUACAACAAACCCAACCGUGCUUCCUUCUGAGACUCUGCUGACGAUGGCUACUAUUAAUGGUGCAAAAGCGGUUCUGUGGGAUAAUGAAAUAGGCUCUCUGGAGGUUGGCAAAAAGGCGGACCUGAUUGUGGUGAAUCCAUUUAAGUGGUCCAUGCUUCCGUUACAUGACAGCAUUGCCAACAUUGUUUAUUGCAUGCGGUCAGAAAAUAUCGAAUCUGUUAUGUGCAAUGGCCAAUGGAUUAUGAAGGAUCAGAAGAUUAUGAAUGUAAAUGAGGAGGAGGUAAUUUCUUCAGCAGUAAAGAGAGCAACUGCCCUCCUAGCGCGAGCUGGCAUCAAUCUCCCUGAAAGGAUGAACUACUUGUGAUUUUAUCAUGCUAGUUCUUCUCCCCGAAACUUUCGGUCCCAAUGAUCAAGCUGAAUAUGGAGCUCAUGCAUAACCUUUCGUGGGGUUAUUCAAUGCUUGUUCUUCUCCUGGAAACUGCUAUUUUUGCACUUUUAAGCGAGGUUAAUUGCUCGUUUGAGAAGGAAUAAGUCGACGAUUAAUUUGGGGGGAGGACUAGCAUGCAUAAUCUUCAAUCCAAUGAUAAAACUGAAGAUGAAGCUCAAUCUUCAAGUGAAGAAUCUCAAGCUCCAUUGUAGGACCCUCAAGUCCAAGGUGGAACUCAAGCUCCAAGUGAAGAAAACAAGUUCCAUGUAAUAUCAAGAUUCUGAUCAAGCUCCGCCGCUGCCCCCCAAUAGUUCAUACUAGCGGCCUCGGUGCCAUUGUUUGCUUAGUUGUGACUUGUCCGGUUGCUGCUUUUGUUCGAAAAAUUAAGGUGACUUUGUGGUUCAGGUCCGUGUCGAGAUUUAGUAUAAAAAUCCUGAUAGUAUCUGGGCAUAUUAACAACUCAACAUGAAGCAUGCAUGAUCCCAGUCUGCAUGUUCUGAACGUAUUAGUAUCAAUGCAUAUUAGUAUUAGCAGGCUCUCAUAAAUAAUAUAGGAGAUUUUAUAUUUUUAGAAAAGGAGGA